AUGAUCCCAAAGGUGUCCUCCCGUUUGCCAAAGAGAGCAGAUACUGUUUUGGAAAAGAAUGAAAAGCGUGCCGAGACUAGUUCAAUAAUAACAUAUCAGAGGAAGAAAAAGGUAAUAAAUAUUAAAACCUAUCAAAGAAAGAAAAGAAAGUCAUCAUGCUCCUUACUUAAUAUUAUGGAGCCAGACAAAGUGAUACAAACUGUACAAAACAGUUCAAUGGGAGAGGCCUCUGUUAGUUGGUCAGGUAAUUCACUUUCAGCAGAGGAGAGCAAAGGGAAAAACAACAGAAAUAAUAGGGAAACCAAGGGUGAGUUGGAGCCAGUAACAGAAGGAUGUAAUAUUUUCAGCAAAGGGAAUCUAGAAGUAUCCGUGACUAAAUCCAAGAUGGAAGAAAUGCAUCCUUCUUGUGAUGUGAAUGUAAUGAAAGAUGAUGUUUCAGUUGGUUCCAUCAAUAAAGAAGCCUAUGUUUUGGAGAAGUUACCGUCUUUACCAGGAAGAUCACCCCAUUGUUCCAGGAGAAAACUACUUAUUCUUGAUCUUAAUGGCCUACUUGUUGAUAUUGUGCCUUUUAUCCCUAAUGGAUACACACCAGACAAGAAAAUUGCAUACAAAUCACUUUUUAAGAGGCCAUUUUAUGAUGAUUUCCUGAAGUUCUGCUUUGAGAGAUUUGAAGUGGGUGUCUGGUCAUCAAGAAACAAGAGAAAUGUGGACAGUGUAAUUGAUUUCCUUAUGGAAGAUAUGAAGCAUAAGUUGCUGUUUUGCUGGGACCAAUCACAUUGCACUGAAACAGGAUUCAAUACUAUUGAGAACAAGCAGAAGCCACUUGUACUCAAAGAACUGAAGAAGUUAUGGGAUAAGCAUGACCCUAAUCUUCCAUGGGAGAAGGGAGUUUACAAUGAAUCAAACACACUGUUGGUAGAUGAUUCUCCAUACAAGGCUCUAUGCAAUCCACCACACACUGCAAUUUUCCCAUAUCCGUUCACAUAUCUGGAUAGGAAGGAUAAUUCUUUAGGCCCAGGAGGUGAUCUUCGAGUUUAUCUGGAAGGAUUAGCCAUGGCUGAAGAAAUUAAAAAAUAUUUGGAAGAACAUCCAUUUGGUCAACGUGCUAUCACAAGCAAGAAUCCAUCAUGGGAUUUCUACCUUAGAGUUAUUGGGACAAAGAUAUCUGAUGUACAACUUGAAGACAAUGUCGAUAGCUCUUCUCUCACCUCUAGUCAAGAGCUCUGUAAACUUAGUUCCAAAUGUUGACCAUCCUCGAUGUACUGACCUGAAUCCAGUUCAAAAGAGUGUUGCCUCAAGUGUAAAGAUUGCCAGAUAUAGCUGCUGGUGCAGGGAUGUGGUUAGUCUUUUCCAAGCGUAUCUGUAAGGAUAGCAGGAAUCAGUCCAACACUGGGCCAAGCUCACCCUCGCGUUCACUCUUCUAUAUUAAAAUCUGCUUGUUAUGAUAACCUUUUUAGGAUUACACGGCUUACACGGCUACAAUCAGUCAGGUUUUCACCUCUAAGAGAAAAUCUAUAUAGUCUCUGACUCCCACAUCCUAACCACCUGCUAUUUGAGAUGGUUGGAAUUUGCGAAUCCAUAGUUAUUGUUGUUCUUAUUAUAAUUUAUCUGUAUUUUUACUGGUUCAUUAGUAGAAACAGCGAUUUUUGUGUGU
Messenger RNA from Telopea speciosissima, 1654 nucleotides. RefSeq lists its product as uncharacterized. Gene Ontology annotation, molecular function: phosphoprotein phosphatase activity. The transcript has 7 exons. Lineage: Eukaryota; Viridiplantae; Streptophyta; Magnoliopsida; Proteales; Proteaceae. The coding region runs from base 1 to 1248 and encodes 415 amino acids. The record is from RefSeq and is a predicted model, not a curated record.